AUGAAGAUGCCACUGCUGGGCUGGGCUUUGUGGUCACUGCUCCUGCAUCCAGGGCUGACAUUCUCCACAACCGACCUGAUCCAGAACUGCAAUAGUGACAAAUACGAGAUCACUGUCCUAAUGAUGCAGAACUCGGCCUUUCAAGAGUCUUUGGAGAACUUGAAACUCAUCGUGGACAGGGGAGUGAAGAUUGUGAAGGAACGUCUGAGGGAAGCUGACAUAAAUGUGAAUCUGACUGCUGACUUUAUCUAUUCGGACAACUUUAUUUAUAAAUGGAAGAAUGACUGUCGAAGCAGCACCUGUGAAGGUCUAGAUCUGCUCCGGAAUAUAUCGAAAAAAGGAAGUGUGGGCUGUGUCAUCCUGGGGCCCUCGUGUACAUACUCAACCUUCCAGAUGUACUUUGACACUAACUGGGAAUAUCCCAUGAUUUCGGCUGGAAGUUUUGGAUUGUCAUGUGACUACAAGGAGACAUUAAGCAGAUUGAUGUCUCCAGCCAGGAAGCUGAUGUACUUCUUGGUGGACUUCUGGAAGCACGAUACAUUGCCAUUCAAAUCCUCUGUUUGGAACACUGCAUAUGUUUUCAAGAAUAAUAAUGAGACUGAGGACUGCUUCUGGUAUCUCAAUGCUUUAGAGGCUGGAGUUUCCUAUUUUUCUCAGCAACUUAGCUUCAAGGAAAUGUUGAGACGAGAUGAUCUGUUUCAGGAUAUUUUAACAGACCAGAACAGAAAAAGCAAUGUGAUUGUUAUGUGUGGUACACCAGACACCAUUGGCUCCCUCAAAGGUGACCGGCCAAUAGCUGAAGACACUGUCAUUAUUCUGGUGGAUCUAUUCAAUAACAAUUACUUCCAGGACAAUGUCACAGCCCCUGAUUAUAUGAAAAAUGUCCUUGUCCUGACCUUACCUCCUGAUAAUUACACUUCAGAUAACUCUACACCUGAUAGCCCAUUUAUGGUAAACAAUGACUUUAGCCUGGCCUACAUAAAUGGGGUCUUACUCUUUGGACACCUUCUAAAGACCUUUAUUGAAAAAGGACAAAAUCUUAACACCACUGAGUUUGCUCAUGCUUUCAAAAACCUCACUUUUCAAGGUUAUAUGGGCGAUGUUACCUUGGAUGACUGUGGGGAUAUUGACAACACUAUGAUGCUGCUGUAUACCUCCAUUACGACCAAUAAAUAUGAGGUUCUUUUGACCUAUAAUAAAAAUAUGACUCAUGCAGUGGAUUAUAACCCCACAUUCAUCUGGAAAGACAAUAAACUUCCGAAUGAUAUUCCAGGCCCAGGACCUCAAAUCCUGAUGAUCGCCAUCUUUACUCUCACAGGAAUCGUGGUCUUGCUCCUGUUCAUCGCUCUCAUGGUGCUAGGGAAGUAUAAAAGAGAAAAUGAACGCAGGCAGAAAAAGUGGUCCCACAUUCCUUCUGAGCAUAUCUUGCCUCUGGAGACCAAUGAGACCAACCCUGUCAGCCUCAAGAUUGAUGAUGACAGAAGACGUGACACAAUCCAAAGACUUCGACAAUGCAAAUACGACAGGAAGAGGGUGAUUCUAAAGGACCUCAAGCACAAAGAUGGCAAUUUCACUGAAAAACAGAAGAUUGAGUUAAACAAGCUGUUGCAGAUCGAUUACUACAAUCUAACCAAAUUCUAUGGCACCGUGAAGCUGGAAUCCAUGAUUUUUGGGGUGAUUGAAUACUGUGAGAGAGGAUCCCUCCGGGAGGUAUUAAAUGACACAAUUUCUUACCCUGAUGGUACAUUCAUGGACUGGGAGUUUAAGAUCUCUAUCUUGUAUGACAUUACUAAGGGGAUGUCCUAUCUACACUCCAGUAAGACAGAAGUCCAUGGCCGUCUAAAGUCCACCAACUGUGUGGUAGACAGCAGGAUGGUGGUAAAGAUCACAGACUUUGGCUGCAAUACCAUUUUACCUCCCCAAAAAGACCUGUGGACAGCUCCUGAGCACCUUCGCCAGGCCGGCACAUCCCAGAAAGGUGACGUCUAUAGUUAUGGGAUCAUCGCCCAGGAGAUCAUCCUGCGCAGAGAGACCUUCUACACACUCAGCUGCCGGGAUCCCAAUGAGAAGAUUUUCAGAGUAGAACAUUUCAAUGGAGUGAGGCCCUUCCGCCCAGAUCUCUUUCUGGAAACUGCAGACGACAAGGAGCUGGAGGUCUAUCUACUUGUCAAAAGCUGCUGGGAGGAAGAUCCAGAAAAGAGGCCUGAUUUCAAGAAAAUUGAGAGUACUCUGGCCAAGAUAUUUGGUCUUUUUCAUGACCAAAAAAAUGAAAGCUACAUGGACACCUUGAUUCACCGCCUGCAGCUAUACUCUAAAAACCUAGAACAUCUGGUGGAGGAAAGAACCCAGCUGUAUAAGGCAGAGAGGGACAGAGCAGACAGGCUCAAUUUUAUGUUGCUGCCCAGGCUAGUGGUUAAAUCUCUGAAGGAGAAAGGCAUUGUAGAGCCUGAACUCUAUGAGGAAGUUACCAUCUACUUCAGUGACAUUGUGGGGUUCACCACCAUCUGCAAACACAGCACCCCAAUGGAGGUGGUGGACAUGCUCAAUGACAUCUACAAGAGCUUUGACCACAUUCUUGAUCACCACGAUGUGUACAAGGUGGAGACCAUUGGUGAUGCCUACAUGGUGGCUAGCGGUCUACCCAAGAGGAAUGGCAACCGUCACGCGAUAGACAUUGCCAAGAUGGCGUUAGAUAUCCUCAGCUUCAUGGGGACCUUUGAGCUGGAGCAUCUUCCUGGCCUCCCAGUGUGGAUUCGCAUUGGUGUUCACUCUGGCCCCUGCGCCGCUGGAGUUGUGGGGAUCAAGAUGCCUCGCUAUUGCCUGUUUGGAGAUACCGUCAACACAGCCUCCAGGAUGGAAUCCACUGGCCUGCCCUUGAGGAUCCACGUGAGUGGCUCCACCAUUGCCAUCCUGAGGAGGACCGAGUGUCAGUUCCUGUACGAAGUCAGGGGGGAAACAUACUUAAAGGGAAGAGGCACGGAGACCACCUACUGGCUGACUGGCAUCAAGGACCAGGAGUGCAACCUGCCAACCCCUCCAUCAGUGGAGGAUCAACAGCACUUGCAAGCAGAGUUUUCAAACAUGCUGGCUAACUCCUUACAGAAGAGACAGGCUGAGGGGAUAAGAAGCCGCAGACCGCCCCGGGUAACAAGCUACAAGAAAGGCACUCUAGAAUACCUUCAGCUGACUACUGACAAGGAGACCACAUUUUUGUAA
Molecule: messenger RNA, 3216 nt
Organism: Suncus etruscus (white-toothed pygmy shrew)
Lineage: Eukaryota; Metazoa; Chordata; Mammalia; Eulipotyphla; Soricidae
Gene: GUCY2C
Product: guanylate cyclase 2C
Exons: 27
Coding region: 1-3216 (1071 amino acids)
Biological process (GO): receptor guanylyl cyclase signaling pathway; protein phosphorylation; intracellular signal transduction
Molecular function (GO): peptide receptor activity; ATP binding; guanylate cyclase activity
Source: RefSeq, a predicted model, not a curated record